CCUACCAUCAGAAUGACAUGGUACCGCCUGCGUUAUUGGCUAACACAGAUUCUCUUCCUGACGAGUAUUUUGCUAACGAGUAUCCCCUCGACAGUUGCCAACUCUGACUGGAUCCAGAGCUGUAGCAAUUGCCAUUGUCACUGGAAUUCGGGAAAGAAGACGGCAGAUUGCAAAAACCGACAACUCUACACAAUACCCAAUGAUCUGAGCAACGAACUGCAAGUUAUUGAUCUCUCCAAUAAUAUGAUACCCGAACUGAGAAGGGAAGAAUUUAGCGAAGCAAAUCUUCAAAAUCUGCACAAAAUUUUUCUGAAAAAUUGCACUAUUCAAGAGCUGAAUCGGGACGCCCUGAGAGGCUUGACAAUAUUAAUCGAAUUGGAUUUGUCGCAUAACUUUAUCAAGGAGCUGCAUGUGGGCACCUUCAAUGGUCUGGUUAAGUUACGCAACCUGGUAAUGAACAAUAAUCAAAUUGAAGCAUUGGACAAUCAUCUCUUUGUGGACUUGCCGUUUCUCUCACGUGUGGAGUUUAAGAACAACAAAUUGAAGCGGAUAGACAUCCACGCCUUUGGACAGUUGCCUGUUUUGUCGGCAGUCUACUUGGAGAACAAUGAGCUGACCGUCUUGAGAAGAGAAACUUUCCAACGAACACCCAAAUUGGUGCACUUAUCCUUGGCCUCGAACCCAUGGAAUUGUACAUGCGAGUUGCAGGAGUUCCGUGAUUUUGCUCUGGCCAAUCGCCUUUACACUCCACCAACCGACUGUAAUGAACCCAAGCAUUUGAAGGGAAAACUUUGGAAUGAAAUACCUUCAGAAAAUUUUGCCUGUAAACCAAGAAUAUUGGGUUCGGAGAGUACCUAUGUCGAUGUCCAUUCAGAUAACAUCACGUUGCCAUGUCGGAUUGAGGGUUCGCCUAGACCAAAUGUGACAUGGCUCUACAAUAAGAGACCGAUUAACCCAAAUGAUGCCCGCUUUAAAAUUCUCAACUCAGUCGAACAACAUCGUGCCGAAAGUCCAAACACAUUGAAUUCGGAAUUACGCAUCAUUGGUGUUAGACCCACCGAUAAGGGUUCCUACACCUGCAUUGCCGACAAUCGUGGAGGCAAAGCAGAGGCGGAAUUCCAGCUAAUUAUAAAUGGUGACUACUACAGUCCUCUCAAUGGUUCGGGUAAGAAUCGUGUACAUGGCCUUAGCACGUCUACCUCGGAAACAGAGCCCAAUAUUUUACUCAUUAUUGGUUUGAUUGCCACAACACUUUUGCUGCUUCUGGUCGUCAUAAUUCUUGUCAUCUGCUGGUAUUGUCGUCGUUCCAAAACCUAUCAGAAGGAUACAACAAUGAUGAGUGAAAAUGGUUUAAUCUCCUCGAAAAUGGAUAAAACACACAAUUCUAUGCUGGAAGGCUCGGUCAUCAUGGAAAUGCAAAAAAGCCUACUGACAGAAGUUAAUCCCGUCGAAAAACCGCCACGGCGAACGGAGCUGGAGAAUAUUGAUGGUGUUGGCAAUGGCAAUGGCGGUGAUGAUGGUCACGAGAUUAAGAAGACUCUGUUGGAUGAAACGCAAUUUGGAAAUCUUCAUCAUCGCGAUGAUGAAACUCAUUCAGUGACCACAUCGGACAAUACAGUGCCUCGUACACGUCACACCUACAUGGACGACACAUAUGUUACUACGCUACCACCAGACUUGUUGGCUUUCCCAGCACGUGUCCCACCCACAUCACCAUCCAUGCAAUCGUCCCAAUCGAAUAUACCCGAACAGGUUAUCUACGGCAUACGUUCGCCACCAAUGACCAGUCCCGUGUACGCUCACAUGACACCCCAUGGCAUUUAUGGUACUACGACCAUAGCGGCCGCCACACCGAACGGUUUCAUGACUCUGCAACAUCCCAAAUCGCGCAAUUUAGCACUUAUCGCUGCUGCUAAUAGCAGACAACAACAAUCGCCGUUUGUCCCCGCACCCGUCGUCUACUCGCCGGCAACCACUUCAGCGGUUGUUAUGAAACAGGGCUAUAUGACAAUACCACGCAAACCGCGAGUUCCAAGCUGGGCGCCAUCGUCAUCGGCUACCAAUUCGACACAAUUGAGUGAAUUUCAAUCGCCCACCUCGCCGAAUCCCAGCGAAACGGGAACAGCGACAACAGCCGAAAUGAUAGUUGAACCUGUCUAUGACAAUUUGGGUCUGCGAACAACCGCUGGCGGUAGCUCAACUCUUAAUUUGAACAAGAGUCUAAUGCAGCAACAGGAACAGCCAGUGCGCUACACAAUGCGGGAUCGUCCACUACCGGCAACACCCAGUCUCACAUCAGUGAACUCAAAUCAGGCACAGCAACAGCAGGCGAUAUACCAACAGCAGCAGCAGCAACAACAACAACAACAACAGCAACAAACACCACAAAACAACAUGUCCAGCAAUAAUACAAGUAAAAUCUACGAACCCCUACACGAAUUAGUUAAUCAACUACAUCAGCCAACAACGACCUCGGACACGGAACCAUUAUAUGGCACAGCAAGACACCAUUCCGCCAUAGUGCCCAAUAGCAACAACAACAGUAACAGCGGCAACACAACAACGACCACCAACACGAUCUCAAACAGCGGCAACAGUUCAGAACCGAAAUUAACCAAAAUACCACCCAGACCGCCACCAAAACCGAAGAAGAAAAUGUCCGUGACAGCAUCACGCAAUGGUCAUGGCAGCACAAGUCAGCUAUUCGACGAUGAGGGAGAGGAUGGCACCGAGGUUUAGUGGAAUCUGGCCAAAUCCUCCGCCCACCCUGUGUCGAUGGUGACAUUGACACGAAGACCCUACCAGUUCCUCCUGUCCUCGUUUCAAUUUUGUUCUUUUAGCUUUUAAAACGUAAUGCCUUCCUCCAUAUCCUC
Molecule: messenger RNA, 2873 nt
Organism: Musca vetustissima
Lineage: Eukaryota; Metazoa; Arthropoda; Insecta; Diptera; Muscidae
Gene: kek5
Exons: 2
Coding region: 13-2739 (908 amino acids)
Molecular function (GO): protein binding
Source: RefSeq, a predicted model, not a curated record